AUGCCGCCCAUUCGUACGGCCAAGUGCGACACCAAAUCAGACGUUGAUAGCAAAAAGAAGCGUCCCUCCCUUGCUAACAUGUUCAUCUCCGUCAGCCGUGUCAAGCCAUACACAGCUACCAACUGGAACUCUCAGAUCCGCAUCUCCCGCUGUCUGUUGAAGCCAGACGUAGAUGCAAAGCACGUUGAAUUGUCAUCUCUCGUCUUCAGUCGCCUUCAAAAGGUCAUCGAGCUUGACCUCACCGAUGUCAAGAUUGGUCUCGAAGAGGAUGACGAAGAAUUUGAUGGCAUCACUUGGUGCCUGGUCUGGCGCAUGUCUGGGUCAGGACAGCUUGGUCGUGUUUACGACAGUGACUCUUUCCAGUCUGCUGUACAAGACCACAGACGCGGGUACAAGAAUAUCGUACAACUCUACAUCAUUGGCAGCAAGGAUGCUCUGUGGAGAUCUGAGUUCUGA
Messenger RNA from Aureobasidium namibiae CBS 147.97, 456 nucleotides. RefSeq lists its product as uncharacterized. The record is from RefSeq and is a predicted model, not a curated record. The transcript has 2 exons. Bases 1 to 456 code for a protein of 151 amino acids. NCBI's taxonomy places the organism in Eukaryota, Fungi, Ascomycota, Dothideomycetes, Dothideales, Saccotheciaceae.